Sclerotinia sclerotiorum 1980 UF-70 is the source of this 405-nucleotide messenger RNA. RefSeq lists its product as hypothetical. The transcript has 3 exons. NCBI's taxonomy places the organism in Eukaryota, Fungi, Ascomycota, Leotiomycetes, Helotiales, Sclerotiniaceae. The annotation marks the transcript as partial. The record is from RefSeq and is a predicted model, not a curated record.
AUGACUAGGCUUGUAGAAUCUCAAAAUACUGAGAUAGCCUUACUUCGGAAACAGCUCGCUGAUGCUCAGGAAGUAAUUGAGACUCGAAAAAAGAGAACUAAAGGCAAAAGAGUCAAAUUACAAGGUCAAUUUGUCUUUAGUAUUAAGGAAAUACUGAAAAUAGUACAUGAGGCGGAGGAAAAACUUAAGGAGAAAAAGCCACGAGGACGACCAUGCAAGCGCCCAAUUGAAGAAUCAGAAGAAGAGAUUGAAGAAGAAGAGCUAGAGAAUAGUUCAAAUGAUUCAGAAUUGGAAUUGGGAGGAUUGGUUGUAGAAAGUAAUGAAAGGGUUAGGGUUAGGGUUAGGGUUAGGGUUAGGGUUAGGGUUAGGGUUAGGGUUAGGGUUAGGGUUAGGGUUAGGGUUAGG